This is a messenger RNA of Parascedosporium putredinis, 402 nucleotides long. NCBI's taxonomy places the organism in Eukaryota, Fungi, Ascomycota, Sordariomycetes, Microascales, Microascaceae. The record is from the annotation of a GenBank genome assembly.
AUGUCCUAUAAUCCGUUUCGCAGAACGGGCAGUGUUCCUUCCGCCGACACCGCGCCCAACCGGCCCUUUGUUUCGACGUCAGCAACCCACAUCUUCGAUGACGAUGCCGUCGCUCCCGACCGUUCGACCGCUAGCGCAAUUGCUGCUCCAGGCCCCCACGAGCCUCCAAAGACCCGGACGAAACCCGUAAAACGAGUCCGCGUUCAAACCCCGCCCCCGCGAUCUCCCGACACAGAACCCGACACUCCCUCCUUCAUCGACCGCGCUGUGGAAGAGCAGCUGAGAUUGCAGUCGGACCCUUUCGGUAGCUCCGCUAGGGAACUCGACACCAACGAUGACGACUCUCCGGAGCAGCCGGGAGCGGUCCCCACAACCCCUUCAGUCGGACCCUCCACGAUAUAG